CCACCCUUUCAACGGAUAAAAACCCUCUUCUGGACUCAUCUUCUUUCUCUCGCCACUGAACCUUAACCCGACCCGAAUUCCGACUGCAAUUUCCCCAAAAUCCUCGUCUCCUUUUCCGGAAUGGCCCCUACGAAUCCUGAAACCUGGACCCAUGGGCCCUCCAUUAUCAAGGAGAACGAACUUCGAGAGAUGGCCGUGCUCCUGGGCAAGGGCUUCCGGGUCCACCAUCCUGAUGCCGUUGGGGGGAUUAGCUUAUCCUACAAUCCAAAUCCCCAGAAAUAUAUGGUCAUGCAGUACCACUCCGUGGAGAACGGAUUUAGAUUGCCCCUCCACGGUCUGCUUCGCGAUCUCUGCCUCCACUUCGGAUUUGCUCCGGGUCAACUGACCGCCAAUGCACACAAGUAUGUUGCAUCCUUCAUCUUGAGGUGUUGUGCCCUGGACAGAGCCCCAAAUCUGGAGGAAUUCCUUAUGCUCUUCAGUAUUGGGGGGUUCCCUUUCUACAGCCUAUACCCCCAUAACCACUUUCCCAUCUUUGAGAAGGUUGAGCUCAAGAUCGACAAAUGGUCAUUGAAAUACUUCGCCAUUGAGUUUCCGGCUCACAGCCCCAUCGAUCUACCAGGUGUCGCCCUCCGCCGUUCCAUCUCCCGGACGAAAUUCGCCACAGCAGACUUGGCGGAGGGAGUGUACCAUGCCUUGAAGGAGAAGGAGGGUUUAAUUUCCCACCACUCUCUCCAAGAUGCCCAACUGUACAAGAAGGCAGGUUUUUACUAUCCCCUGGGUCCUGACUCGAUUCCUUUUGAAGAGGUACCCUCUCCCGAGAGAUCGAAGGUUCCUUCCACUGCAGGGUCUAUCCCGGCUGCAAGCCCUUCUGGAAGUCGGUCCCAAGGAGGUUCCACUACCUUGGUUGUGCGCGAUCCGGCCGCUGCCCUGGACGUUGUUCCUCUUUCCGCCAUCCCCGGGCUCAAGAGGCCCACUCCGUCCCAGAAAUGGCCACGGGAAGGAGUCUCCGGUGAUGACUUCCUUCCCAAAAGGAAUAAGGGCGACAGCAUUUCUGUUUCGCCUAGCCCCCUGUCCACUUCUUCCGGUACCCAGAAUACCACUCCUGCUGCUACCUCCGGGGUCUUGGAGUUAUCCCACCCGGAUAGACAUGAUUGUGAGGAGGAAGAGCCUAGGGACCAGUCUGUGCUCAGGAAACCCAUAACACAGCCCCAGACUGAGGUAUCCGGUUCCUCGCCACACGCCACAACCAGUCCCCAAGUAAUGGAGGAAGAAGGGAUGAGGCAGAAAGAACCAGAGUCCUCCCCUACAGCAGAGAGGGAGGUUGAAGUGCAGACAGAAACGAAAGUCUCCCACCCGGAGGAGGAUGAGACUGGAGAGCAGAGGGAUGUUGAAGCUUCCCUAGAAGUGAGGGAAGAGAUUGAGGCACAGCAGACUCAGGAGGAGCAGCGGGAGCCGGAAGAACGACAUCCCGCUACUGCCCCCCGACUGUCAAUCUCCCCAUCCGGCGCAAGUUCACGCCACAGACUUAUCCUGUUUUUGCAGAGAGUUGGGCAGACUUCUCCCAUGGGGCCUGCAACUCCCCAAUCCCGUCUCGACUUACUUGCCCUCAAUGCUUUGCAUCUCAUGGAACAGCAAUCACUCCUUACUUUGACUGAGGAGUACCUGGGUGGAGCGUCAGGGAACUUUCGGGCCGUUGUGCUCCUGAGGGAAAGGGAAAUGGCUGCCAGGGCCUUGCAACAGAAGGUUGACUCCCUGGAACAACAAGUCCAGAUCUUGCAAGGGGAGAAUGCUCGGCUCCAAGCAGAUAGCUUAACGGAGCUAGCAGCUGAGAGAUCCAAGGUCCAAUCCCUACAAGACCAGAUUGCUGAUUACCACAAGGAGACCCGAGAUCUGGAAGUGCAAUUUGAUAGAUUCCGGGCACAGAUUUCCAUUCUGGAAUCCAGGGUCUCGGCCUCAGAAGACCAGGUGGGAAGCCUGAAAGCUGAGUUGGCUGAAAGGGAGUCCAGGAUUUCUGCGCUGGAGGAUUCCCUCCAGGAUGCCAAGCGUGAGAGUUCCCGUUACAAUGAAUUUGCCCUGAAGCAAAUGGAGGCAAGACGGCUCGACCUCGAGAAGUUGAAGGGAGAGAGACAGGCUGCAAGUGAACUCCGGUCAAAGGUGGAUGAACAGGAGAGGAUGAUUGCUGCUCAUCAAGAGGAGGUGGCCGCCCUGACUGCCCGUGCUGGGGCCCUCUACGAAGAGGGACAAUUUGACAUGCAGCAAUGCAUCUAUGGGGCAGUCCAGAGUGGUCUCCCAAAGAACCGCACUUUGGAUGACUUCAUCUCCUACUAUGGGUUACCUCUUCCUCUUCCUCCCCCAGCUUCUCAGAAGAGAAUAACCCCCAUCUCCCCUCACAGGCCUCGGGGAGUGUACCUCCGGGUCCCGGCGUGCUUCCUAACAGUGCCAGGGCGGAAGUCCCUCCUUGUUGCCCAGGCACUUCUCGUCCGCAGAAGAGACGCAAUCCCCACUCAGGAGCUUCCCGGCUGGUCUCUGGUGCGAGGCCUUCUUCUCAGAGUUCCCCCUCCCCUCAGCAGUUGUAUGGACAGCCACCUGAGGAAUGGGGGGACUAUGACAUGGGGGGAAAUAAGCUUCCAUUUAUACGCAGGGAAAAGGAUGGAACCUUCCGGGAUCCGCCUCCUCCUGCCGUAUAAGCGGAGACAUGCCUUGAAUCCCUCCCUCAUGCCCUAUUGUCCUCCUGGUCUGACUUCAAAGGGACGACCGGAUGGUGCCAACGGAGGGGAUGCCUUUCAAUCCCAACCCAUUGGUUCCGUUUCGUAUCUUUUGAAUGUCAUGAAGGGAGACCGGUGGGCACCUUCAUGGGAUCGCCUGGAUGGUAUCCGCGGGGUUGGCUUUAGAUCCCCACCCGUUGGUACCAUUCUAGUUCCUGUGAAUGUCAUAAAGUGUCUUCGGCGGACACUCUCCAUGCCCCCCCAGCUCUGGGGUCCUUUUUCGGUUCAGGCAAGGAAACAAGGAAAGUCUGAAGGCAAGGUCAUCAUCGACCUAACCCACUCCGGGACAUCUUCUUCUUCAGAUGAUGACUUCUCCACCUCCCCAGCCCAAUCCAACGACAUGGCCGGGUUGAGUCCCGGCGAGUUCUCGAGGCUUUAUCCGGCGCCCCGCCUUCCUGCACCAUCUCCUCCCAGUCCACCCAGGCUUCCCUCCGGGGAGAUAGACUGGGACUCUAUGACUCUCCAGGACUUCGCCCUGUACCAGAGGAUGUGCAGGGCUAAGCUUGGACGUUCUUUACUAACUGUUGAAGCGGAACCUUCAUGUGAAAGCCAGACUGCUUCUCCAAACCUGCUGAAGCCCCCCCACAAUGGUUUUCCAUUGAAGGGAGCAGCCCCUCGUCCUGGGACAUGGGAAGAUUAUGACCUAUGGGAAACCGCUGUUUCAUCAACGUGUCCCUUGUCAAAGAGAAAGAGCCCAUGGAAGGGUCCCCACCUCCUUCUUGUUGACUGCAUGGAUGCAAUAGGCCCUCCUUCAGUUCCUAGCCUCCUGCAAAUCAAAUCAAAUUCCUUUUCCUUGUUUUGUAUCAAGGGGCAUUCACUUGCUCGGUCCAGAGGUUUUCCCCUCAUCCCAAGCUAAGGAAUGUUCCUUAAUUUUGAAGUAGGAAUCAUCAUUGUAAUUCAAAGAUAUACCCUCCGAAUUAGCAAUCGAUAACUCCCUUAGUUUCUUUCCUUGUUUAUUUCACUAGGAACCUUUAUUGUGAACCAAAAAAUGUAAACUUUGGCCCACCAAUAUGGUCCUUAAUGAUCAUUUCUUUGCACCUCUUUAAAUGCAAGUACAUAAUUAAUUCUCCAUAUUAAAUCUCAUCUUCCCGG
Cuscuta campestris is the source of this 3857-nucleotide messenger RNA. The record is from the annotation of a GenBank genome assembly. NCBI's taxonomy places the organism in Eukaryota, Viridiplantae, Streptophyta, Magnoliopsida, Solanales, Convolvulaceae.